UAAAGCUGCUGUCUUAAGCACUCAGUGGCAACAUGGGAGGGGGUGCAGGUUAACAUCUACCACACACAAUGGGUUAAAGCCUCCGGUCCCAGUUUUAAUAUCUAAGUCCCGGUCAAACCCAUCAGAGCUCUCUGCGGCACCCUGCACCAUGUCGAAGAGUUCUGGAGGGGACAGGUGGCUAAGUGAGCUUGGCUACAAGCUGGGCCAAACACUGGGGGAGGGGAGCUAUUCUAAGGUGAGAGUAGCCACCUCAGCCAAGUACAAGGGGCCACUAGCCAUCAAGGUGGUAGACCGACGCCGGGCACCCCCCGAUUUCGUCCACAAGUUUCUCCCGCGAGAGCUGUCUAUCUUACGAGCCAUCCGCCACCCGAACAUUGUGCGCGUCUUUGAGUUCAUCGAAGUCUGCAAUGGGAAGCUCUACAUCGUGAUGGAAGCCGCUUCCACUGACCUGCUGCAGCUGGUGCAACAGCUGGGGAAGCUGCCCUGCGUCCCAGACGCCCGGGACAUCUUCGUCCAGGUAGUGGCUGCCGUGCGCUACUUGCACGACCGGAACUUGGUGCACCGGGACCUCAAGUGCGAGAACGUGCUGCUCACCGCCGACGGGCGCCGAGCAAAGCUGACCGACUUUGGCUUUGGCAGGGAGUCCCGCGGCUAUCCAGACUUGAGCACCACCUAUUGCGGAUCGGCUGCCUAUGCCUCCCCUGAGGUACUGCUGGGCAUCCCCUAUGACCCCAAGAAAUAUGAUGUUUGGAGCCUGGGGGUCGUCCUUUAUGUGAUGGUGACUGGCUGCAUGCCCUUUGAUGACACCCACAUCCACAGCAUGCCGCGCCGACAAAAGAAGGGGGUGUUCUACCCAGACGGCCUGGGCCCGUUGCCCGAGGCCUGCAAAGCCCUCAUCGCCCUACUGCUUCAGUUCAGCCCAGCCUCUCGGCCUGGAGUGGGGCAGGUGGCGAAAAACACCUGGCUGAAAGGAGCCCUCUUAAACAAAGACACUUCCAGAUCGCUCAACAGUAGGAUUGAUUAAGGCAGAUGAAGCUGUGUGACGUGUUGGAGCUGCUGUAGGGAGGGAAA
Messenger RNA from Lacerta agilis (Sand lizard), 1071 nucleotides. Its product is annotated as testis-specific serine/threonine-protein kinase 6-like. Gene Ontology annotation, molecular function: tau-protein kinase activity; protein serine/threonine kinase activity; ATP binding. Gene Ontology annotation, biological process: intracellular signal transduction; microtubule cytoskeleton organization; protein phosphorylation. Gene Ontology annotation, cellular component: cytoplasm. The coding region runs from base 149 to 1024 and encodes 291 amino acids. NCBI's taxonomy places the organism in Eukaryota, Metazoa, Chordata, Lepidosauria, Squamata, Lacertidae. The record is from RefSeq and is a predicted model, not a curated record. The transcript has a single exon.